GUGCUUUUGUUUCUUUUCUUUUUUAUCUCUCGAAGUAACUAACUGGAAGAAUCUUCUUGUCUGAGAUGCAGAAUGAAUAUUCAAGUUAGCAGCAUCAGUAGUACCAUAACAAGAACACAGCAAAAGGCAUCAUCAUCUCGAAAACCACCUUUCUGUUCCAGUAGAAAGCCUCAAGAUCCCAAGGAAAAUGGUGACACCAAUGGUGAUAAAUUCUCAACAGACUGGGACAAGGCGUGGUCUAACUUUAGGAAGAAAGGGAAAAAAGCAUUCUUCUCUCAGUUCUCUCCAAACAAGUACGUGACCUGGAAUCCUAAGCGCUCGAACUACCCACUGUCUGAAGAAGUUGAUCCAAUCAAGAGAGCAGAGAGGUCAAACCUCAGGUUAUGGACCAGCCCAGAGUUUACUCUAGGGGGGGCGAUUAUAAUUGUCACGUUUCUUUUGGUUUACACCAUUGUUGUACCAUCUAGCGGCGGGUUCAUGUUUGGCACGACUUCUGACUUGGAUCGUAGGUUGUCCAAAGUAUGCAGCAACACAGCAACACAACAUCACUGGCAGAAUGGGUUUUGGCAAGUUGGCUUGUGGUUUGAUUGGUUUAAGACCAAGGCAACUCGUUGCGGGUUAGGUAGUUUUCAGCAUUUAUCAGCAUUUGGUUGUCUUGGGUGA
Populus euphratica (Euphrates poplar) is the source of this 663-nucleotide messenger RNA. Its product is annotated as 2,3-bisphosphoglycerate-independent phosphoglycerate mutase. NCBI's taxonomy places the organism in Eukaryota, Viridiplantae, Streptophyta, Magnoliopsida, Malpighiales, Salicaceae. The coding region runs from base 73 to 663 and encodes 196 amino acids. The transcript has 2 exons. The record is from RefSeq and is a predicted model, not a curated record.